GUUCAUUCCCAGCGAGCUACAGAGCGCAGGCGUGUUGUCACGUGAUCUUUCUCCUCCUUCCAAUAUGGCGGCGCCCAGCUCUUGCAUUCGGAGCCACCUUGUGCAGAAUAAAGGACUGAAAAGGAUUUUCUCAGGCAUCCAACCAACUGGAAUCCCUCAUCUGGGAAAUUAUCUUGGUGCCAUCACAAGUUGGGUGACGCUGCAGGAAAAAUGCAGCUCCGUCUUGUACAGCAUUGUCGACCUCCACUCCCUCACGGUACCGAGAAAUCCGGACGUCUUACGCACAGGCAUCCUGGACAUCACGGCUGUUCUCCUUGCCUGUGGAAUAAAUCCACAGAAGUGUUUGCUUUUCCAGCAGUCUCAGGUACCUGAACAUUCAGAACUUGGCUGGAUUCUGGGGUGUUUCACAAGCAUGUCACGUCUGCAGCACUUUCCUCAGUGGAAGAUAAAGAACACCAGCCAGAUGAAUGAAGGAACGGCUGGCCUCCUCACUUAUCCUGUCCUCCAAGCUGCCGAUAUUCUUCUCUACAAGUCCACACAUGUUCCUAUUGGAGAAGAUCAAGUCCUUCAUUUGGAGCUGACUCAAGAUCUAGCCCGCCGCUUCAACAAGAAAUAUGGGGAAUUUUUCCCAGUACCCAGAUCCAUAUUAAGUGCAACAAAGAGGGUAAGGUCCCUUCGAGAUCCCACCUCCAAGAUGUCAAAAUCAGACAAUCAGGCAUUAGCCACAGUGUUCCUAACUGACAGUCCUGAGGACAUAAAGCUGAAAUUUCGUAAGGCUGUCACAGACUUCACCUCUGAGAUAACAUAUGACCCUGAAAACCGCCCUGGCGUCUCCAACCUGGUUACCAUUCACUCUGCUAUAACAGGGCUCAGCCAAGAAGAAGUGGUCCACCAGAGUACCGGCCUCCAUACUGAUCGUUAUAAGACAAUAGUAGCGGAAGCGGUCAUUGAAAAAUUUGCACCCAUCAGGAAUGAAUUCAAGAGGCUGAAAGAAGACAUACCUUACCUAGAGAAGGUUUUAAGGACCGGGGCAGAAAAGGCCAAAGAACUUGCAGGCCCUGUUUACUGGGAAAUCAAAAAACUUGUGGGAUUGCUCUGACCCUAAGGAGAAGCGGUCUUUGUUGUUUUUUCUUGAACCCAUUGUCUUCUUGGAAAUUCUCUUUGUUCUUUCGAUUCACAAGAGGAUUGGUAGCCAAAUCAUUCCCACAGCACCUUGCAAGGCAGAAGAUAUUCAAGUUCAAGGCCAACCUCUGUGUAGUUUCUCUCCUCCCACUGAAUUAUUUGAGCUGAUUAAAAAAACCAGAACCUUG
Pogona vitticeps (central bearded dragon) is the source of this 1310-nucleotide messenger RNA. It is a transcript of the gene WARS2, whose product is annotated as tryptophanyl tRNA synthetase 2, mitochondrial. Lineage: Eukaryota; Metazoa; Chordata; Lepidosauria; Squamata; Agamidae. Gene Ontology annotation, molecular function: ATP binding; tryptophan-tRNA ligase activity. Gene Ontology annotation, biological process: mitochondrial tryptophanyl-tRNA aminoacylation. The record is from RefSeq and is a predicted model, not a curated record. Gene Ontology annotation, cellular component: mitochondrial matrix; mitochondrion.